GUUUGGGACUCAAAACUCAGAUCAGAUUUGAGAGAUUUUUUUUGCAGAAGCUAAUACCAAUGCGGGUUUAUUCCCCUUGUUGUGGAGCCGUUCUGGGCUUCUGCUUGUACUUACUGUUUUGUGGAAGCUUCUGCUAUGGUGAUGACAAGACUAUCGAGGUUGUUGGGAUCGGAGAAUGUGCAGAUUGCAAGGACAACAAUAUUAAAACUAGUCACGCUUUCUCAGGGCUUCAUGUAACCAUUGAUUGCAAGUCCAAAGAUGGACAUUUCAAGACCAGAGCCGCGGGAGAGCUUGACAAAGAAGGAAAGUUCAAGGUUUCUCUCCCUCAAGAAAUCCUAAAAGAUGGCCAGCUGAACGAGCAAUGCUUUGCACAGCUUCACAGUGCAUCAUUGGCGCCUUGUCCGGCCACCGACGGCCUGGAGGCCUCAAAGAUAGUUUUCAAGUCCAAAACUGAUAAAAAACACACCUUUGAGCCCACCGGAAAACUGAAAUUCUCACCGGCGGUGUGCACUUCUGCUUUCUUGUGGCCUUAUUUCAAGUAUCCUCCUCUGCCCAUACUACCACCUUUGCCCAAAACUCACCCAUGGCUUAAAUACUUUGGCCACCAUUUUCCUCUUCCUCCACUGCCACCAAAGAUCUUCCCUCCAAUAUAUAAAAAACCCCUUCCUCCACCAUUUCCCAUCAACAAGCCGCCACUUCCGCCACCGGUGCCGAUAUACAAGAAGCCACUUCCACCACCUGUCCCAAUCUACAAGCCCAAACCACCAGUGUUCAAGCCUAAACCACCGGUAUACAAGCCGCCACCAGUUCCCAUAUACAAAAAGCCACUUCCACCACCUGUCCCAAUUUACAAACCCAAACCACCAGUGUUCAAGCCUAAGCCACUUCCACCACCAGUACCGAUUUACAAGCCCAAACCACCAGUAUUCAAGCCUAAGCCACUUCCACCACCUGUACCGAUUUACAAGCCCAAACCACCAGUGUUCAAGCCUAAGCCACUUCCUCCUCCUGUCCCAAUUUACAAGCCCAAACCACCAGUAUUCAAGCCUAAGCCACUUCCACCACCUGUACCGAUUUACAAGCCCAAACCACCAGUGUUCAAGCCUAAGCCACUUCCUCCUCCGGUCCCCAUUUACAAGCCCAAACCACCAGUGUUCAAGCCUAAGCCACUUCCUCCACCUGUCCCGAUUUACAAGCCCAAACCACCAGUGUUCAAGCCUAAGCCACUUCCACCACCUGUACCGAUUUACAAGCCCAAACCACCGGUGUUCAAGCCUAAACCACCGGUGUACAAGCCACCACCAGUUCCCAUAUACAAGAAGCCACUUCCACCACCGGUUCCAAUCUACAAACCAAAACCACCAGUAUUCAAGCCGCCUCCAGUUCCUAUAUACAAGAAGCCGCUUCCACCCCCGAUUCCAAUCUACAAACCAAAACCGCCAUUGUACAAGCCUCCCGUCUAUAAAAAACCACUUCCGCCACCAGUCCCAAUCUACAAGAAGCCAUUACCACCACCUAUACCCAUUUACAAACCAAUUCCACCCAUCCAUAAACCUCUUCCUCCAAUUCAAGAGAUCCCUCCGAAACCUUGUCCACCACUUCCUACUAUCCCCAAAAUUCCUCCCAAGUUCUUCCACCACCCAAAAUUUGGACUCUCCCCACCCCUACCACCUUAUCCAUAGGCUGCCAUGGAGGUCUCUCUUGGUGUAAGUAUGUUCGUAUGAUGGUUGGUGUUAUGAUAAGGUCGUAAGUGGUUGGAGUGAAAAUUUCAACAGCAUAAUAAAAGCAUUUAAGAGGUACAAAAGAAAUCAAGUGGAAAGAACAUGAGAGGGCGAGAAGAUCAUUGUUACUUUGUUUUUAUCUAUGAAUUGUUUGGGCGUGUGAAUUUGCCUUAAUUUGUUUCAUGAUAUUUGGAAGUUCGUUUGUUGAUGUUUAGGUGGAUGUAACUAGCAGCAUAAUUCAACAUGUCUUUGUGAUUCAUUUGC
Messenger RNA from Ilex paraguariensis (yerba mate), 1985 nucleotides. The record is from the annotation of a GenBank genome assembly. NCBI's taxonomy places the organism in Eukaryota, Viridiplantae, Streptophyta, Magnoliopsida, Aquifoliales, Aquifoliaceae.